AUGUUGGUCGACGACAGAAGCAACUCGCGCACCGCAUCAGCAACAUCCUUCAUUACGUUUUUAGCAAAAAUAGGAUACCCCAAUGCAUCAAGCUUACGUCCCGAACAGCUUUUGUGGGUCUUUGAAAUACCUGAAAUUCAGACGUUGUUUGACUGGCUGUGCAAAAACGUAGACCCCGAAGAGAAUGUAGUCAAUCCAAUCCGAAUGAAAACCGACCAGGCAGCAAUUAACGAAGAGACA
Messenger RNA from Paraglomus occultum, 240 nucleotides. The record is from the annotation of a GenBank genome assembly. NCBI's taxonomy places the organism in Eukaryota, Fungi, Glomeromycota, Glomeromycetes, Paraglomerales, Paraglomeraceae.